AUAACAUAGUCGGACGUCGGGGCAGUUUAUAUACCCACCCUUAACAUCUUAGAACCCAACCAUCCAAAACAUCCAAGAUGGGUCAGAGAGUCUCGCGCAGCGACUUUGAGUGGGUGUACACAGAGGAGCCGCACGCCUCGCGGCGCAGGAUUAUACUAGAGAAGUACCCGCAGAUCAAGAAGCUCUAUGGUCACGAUCCUAACUUCAAGUGGGUGGCUGGCGGGAUGGUGCUUACCCAAAUCCUGUCAUUGUUCCUAGUCAAGGACCUGUCGUGGUCGUGGCUCCUAGUGGCCGCCUAUUGCUUCGGUGGCAUUAUAAACCACUCGCUAAUGCUGGCCGUCCACGAAAUUUCUCAUAAUUUGGCCUUCGGACACAGCAGACCCAUGAUGAACAGGAUUUUGGGCUUCAUCUGUAACUUGCCAAUCGGCUUGCCCAUGAGCAUUUCGUUCAAGAAGUAUCAUCUGGAACAUCAUCGUUACCAAGGCGAUGAGGCAAUUGACACUGACAUACCCACACUGCUAGAGGCCCGUCUUUUUGACACGACGUUUGGAAAGUUUUUGUGGGUUUGCCUUCAGCCUUUCUUCUACAUUUUCCGACCCCUGGUGAUUAACCCGAAGUCACCUACGCGCCUGGAACUUAUCAACACUGUGGUGCAGCUGACAUUCAACGCUUUUAUCGUUCACUUUCUUGGAUGGAAGCCAAUGGCCUAUCUGCUGAUCGGUAGCGUUCUAGCGAUGGGCUUGCACCCGGUGGCCGGACACUUUAUUUCGGAGCAUUAUAUGUUUUCUAAAGGAUUUGAAACGUAUUCUUACUACGGCCCGCUCAACUGGAUUACCUUCAAUGUGGGCUAUCAUAAUGAGCAUCACGACUUCCCGGCGGUGCCCGGCUCCAGGCUGCCCGAGGUUAGGCGCAUCGCCAAGGAAUUUUACGACUCAAUGCCCCGACACACCAGCUGGACCCGGGUACUUUACGAUUUCAUCAUGGACCCAGCAGUGGGACCAUAUGCCCGCGUGAAGCGCCACCAGCGGGGUCUGGCCUCCUAAGAAUUCGAUGCUAUUCAAGGUUUCCUGGAUGUAAUCUCAUAGUUUAUAAUACCUGUCCUACUAUACUAUUGCCCUAGAAUUUUCGAUACAUAUUUAUAUUACUUUCAAAUCAUAAUUGUAAAGCCACUAAGCAAAGUGUUUUGACCCUCAUUGUAACCCUAACGAAAGCAGUGUGACCAUAUGCCCGCGUGAAGCGCCGCCAGCGGGGCCUUGCCUCCUAAGAAUUCGAUGCUAUUCA
This is a messenger RNA of Drosophila suzukii, 1281 nucleotides long. RefSeq names its product sphingolipid delta(4)-desaturase DES1. NCBI's taxonomy places the organism in Eukaryota, Metazoa, Arthropoda, Insecta, Diptera, Drosophilidae. Gene Ontology annotation, molecular function: sphingolipid delta-4 desaturase activity. The record is from RefSeq and is a predicted model, not a curated record. Gene Ontology annotation, biological process: ceramide biosynthetic process. Gene Ontology annotation, cellular component: membrane.